GUGACUUUCUCAAAACACCCGUCUUAGCUGGGCAAUGCUCUUCUCACUACCACCGCCACUACCCUGAUCCUCUUUCUUCUGCAGAAUCUCCGUGUUUGAAAAUUCGAUAUUUCUUUUCCAAUCCCUCUUACAAUUUCACUUUUUCUUUUUCGUUCCCUCUUUUCCAUCUUCUUUCUUUUCACAUAAGUCUAUUUAUCCUCCGAUCGCGUUCUCAUCAAUUAAUUUAUGGUUCUACCAUACCAUUUAUUCCUCUACCUAUAUAUUCGUUAUUUUAUUGCAUCUCUUCACUGUUCGCUUUCUGUCCUUUGCAUUUUCGCUUCAUUUUCCCCAUAGAAUCUCCAGCUGCUAAGCUUACCGUUAGGAGAUCUGAACUUGGGUGGGAAGGAUCUGAAAAUGGGUUCGGUUCCUCCAGAACUGAGCUUGGAUUUGAGACCCACUUUUGUUCCCAAGACGAUCAGUGAUUUCCUCUAUGAGGUUUCCUCGAUCGGCAACGCUGCUGACAAGUUGUCGAGGUUCGAUGAGUUUCUCAAGAGAUUGGAGGAGGAAAUGAAGAAGAUCGACGCUUUUAAGCGAGAGCUUCCUCUCUGCAUGCUCCUCCUAAACGAUGCAAUCUUGACUCUGAAGGAGGAAUCAGCAAAACUCAGGAUGCCUACUUCUCGGCCAGUGCUGGAGGAAUUUAUUCCCUUGACAAGAGAAUGUGAUCAGAAAAAGGAUAAUAAGAAAGAAAACGGAUGCAGAGAUAAGAAGAAUUGGAUGAGUUCUGUUCAGCUUUGGAAUACCAGUAUUCAUCCCGCUACUAACCAUGCUUAUGAGCAAAGGCAACACUAUGAAUUAGAAAACAAGCAGAAAUGCGAAGAGGAAGGGCAAUCUGUUCCUGAGGUCCCAUUCCAAUCUGGUAGAAACGGCGAUAAUGGAUGCAGAGCGUUCUUUCCCUUUUCAGCCUACCCUAGCAACCCUGCGACGCCAGUGGCAACUAGGGAAGAGAAGGAAGACUCCAUUAAUGGGCUUUCUCUUCUGACUCCUGGUACCAAAAAUUUGAAGGAAGGUUCUGGUUCAAGUGGAUCAGGAAGUAGCUCUAGCAGAGCAGUUUCCUCCUCUACUCCCAGUUCACAGCCAAUUAUACCCACAGGUCAUCUGCAGCCACAGAAGCAAGUUGCCCGGAAACAGAGGAGGUGCUGGUCGCCUGAAUUGCACCGACGAUUUGUCAAUGCAUUACAGCAACUUGGAGGUUCUCUAGCGGCAACCCCUAAACAAAUAAGAGAACUCAUGCAGGUUGAUAGCCUGACCAAUGAUGAAGUGAAGAGUCAUUUACAAAAAUAUCGACUUCACACUCGAAGAACACCAGCUACCACGGCUGCGCCUGCUAAUCAAUCUGUAGUUCUUGGAGGUUUGUGGAUGUCCCAAGAUCAACACAAUGAAUCCUCCAAGGCUAGCAGUUCAGGGUCUGGUUCUCCUCAAGGUCCCCUCCAGUUAGCAGGAUCUGGUGGAGGGAUGUCUCGAACUGAAGGCGACAGCAUGGAAGAUGAUGAAGAGGAAAAAUCUGAGAGCUUUAGCUGGAAAAGUCAUAUUCACAAACCUCGAAAAGAUGUAUAGAUACUCUCCACCAUGGAUUUUGCAGAUAAAAAUAUACGUGGGAGGAGUUUUACAACUACAUAAGUAUAAUACAUCAUACUUAUAAAGAAAAAAGGAUCUACGGAUAGAGGCUAUUGAAAUUUUUGCAGGACUAGCUUUCCUUCUAUUUAUCCAACUUGAGUUUUAUCAUGAGAACUCCAAAAUAAAAUUCCUUCAUGCCAUUUUCCCCAUGUAUCAUCAAGUUCUUUCAUUUCUUGGUCCACUGUUUUAGAUCAGAUGCUCAGUAAGUCGCCCAAUUUUUGGAACUAUGGAUGUUUCAUUAAUUUCAAGGAAACGAGGUUGCGCUCUUGAAUGCAGAUUCAUAAUUUGUUUGGCACUCGUUGGCUAGAUUUGCAGGAUUUUCUUUUCAAAUCUUCAGAUUUGGUGACUGUUGUGGAAGAUUUGCACUGUGAUAUUCUCUUCCUUGAAAUUAUAUCUAGUCUUUAUCUUGUC
Prosopis cineraria is the source of this 2064-nucleotide messenger RNA. RefSeq names its product transcription factor HHO5-like. NCBI's taxonomy places the organism in Eukaryota, Viridiplantae, Streptophyta, Magnoliopsida, Fabales, Fabaceae. The record is from RefSeq and is a predicted model, not a curated record. Gene Ontology annotation, biological process: regulation of DNA-templated transcription. Gene Ontology annotation, molecular function: DNA binding; DNA-binding transcription factor activity. The transcript is spliced from 5 exons. The coding region runs from base 394 to 1593 and encodes 399 amino acids.